Molecule: messenger RNA, 1013 nt
Organism: Arachis duranensis
Lineage: Eukaryota; Viridiplantae; Streptophyta; Magnoliopsida; Fabales; Fabaceae
Product: ras-related protein Rab7-like
Exons: 8
Coding region: 1-348 (115 amino acids)
Cellular component (GO): vacuolar membrane
Molecular function (GO): GTPase activity; GTP binding
Source: RefSeq, a predicted model, not a curated record
AUGAGACUCUUUUGGCAGAUUUGGGAUACAACAGGACAAGAAAGGUUCAAUAGUUUAGGUGCUGCAUUUUAUAGAGGUGCAGAUUGUUGUGUUUUGGUGUAUGAUGUAAAUGCACACAACACAUUUGACACACUAAACAAUUGGCAUGAUGAGUUCAUUAAGCAGGCAGAUUUGAAUGAUCAUAAAGCAUUUCCCUUUGUGUUACUUGGGAACAAGGUUGAUGUAGAUGGUGGGAACAGUAGAAAGGUGACUGAGAAGAAAGCUAGGGAAUGGUGUGCUUCUAGAGGGAACCUACCAUACUUUUGUUUAAUUGAUACCUGUGUACUAAUCUUUUUGUCACUGGCAUAGAUUCAAGUAGGUGGUUACUGGUUCCCCUUUGUAUAAAUUAGAAAAAAACUUGGAAAGGGUGGAUUUGGUCAAGUAUAUGUUGGUCGACAUCUUUCUGGUGGAAAUUUGAAUGAGAGAACUGGACCACCAUACGUUAAACUUUUGUUCCCAGGUUGCGUUAAAAUUUGAGCAUAGAAGUAGUAAAGGAUGUAAUUAUGGACCACCAUACGAGUGGCAAGUGUACAAAAUUCUUGGUGGCAGUCAUGGUGUGCCUCAAGUACAUUACAAGGGCAGACAUCGAUUAUUUGGGACAGCUUCUGUGGAAUUACUGCAUUUUAGAUGAAGGGCAUAUAAUCAAGAAUGCUAAGUCCAAAGUUACACUUGCUAUAAAGCAGUUAAAAGCCCAACACCACUUGAUAUUGAGUGGGACUCCAAUACAGAAUAACAUCAUGGACUUGUGGUCCCUUUUUGAUUUUCUAAUGCCUAGAUUUCUUGGAACAGAGAGACAGGUAAAGUCUUAUUUUCCUUUCCUCAUACUAAUUAUUACUUCUGCUCUACUGAUUUGGGACGAAAAGAAUUUGAAGAGGCUUAAAAGCAGUGGAAAGUUAAAGAAAGUUCUUUGGAGACUAGGAAUUUUGGUGGGUUACUUUUUCAAGCUCAUGCUAAUGCUAUCAGAAAUGUUAUGA